Sinocyclocheilus rhinocerous is the source of this 1389-nucleotide messenger RNA. Its product is annotated as metalloendopeptidase OMA1, mitochondrial-like. Gene Ontology annotation, molecular function: metalloendopeptidase activity. Gene Ontology annotation, cellular component: mitochondrial inner membrane. Bases 379 to 1389 code for a protein of 336 amino acids. The record is from RefSeq and is a predicted model, not a curated record. The transcript has 4 exons. Lineage: Eukaryota; Metazoa; Chordata; Actinopteri; Cypriniformes; Cyprinidae. Gene Ontology annotation, biological process: protein quality control for misfolded or incompletely synthesized proteins; mitochondrial protein processing.
ACCAUGGUGAAGUGUCGCCGUUCGCAGGGGGAGAGAUUUAACUGUCGCAAUGAAGUACGCGGAGGAGAGUUUCGAGGGCGUCUUUACAAUGAAGAACUCCUCAAAACAGACAGAUAAACUUUUUAAAUAAUUAGUGUGUAUAAUUAAGCGGUUGUAGCAAUGAAAGUCUAACAGCACUGAAUGUUUUAGCGAUCUGGUUAAAGUGUAAUGCCACCUGCUACAUGUAGACUUUAAUAGACUUUGCUUUAAGACAGUGACAUUAGUAUGUGAAUUUAAAAUGCAUAAUGUGCCCAUAUAACCUACAAACUGUGACUUAGUUUAUCAUUAUAAUUAUUACGCAAACGAGGGUAUGAAGUUGAAUGUUCAGUGUGUUUUAUAAUGACAAUGGAGCAGAUUUGUAUUCGCCUGGUCAAACUUGAUAUGCUGUCCACCAUAAGAGCAUUAAACCGCUUCCCUUCAGUGAUCAGAUGCUGUGGACAGAGACAGGCUCACCGCCGUGCAUCCCUCUGUGCCUCUGCUCGGACUGAUCUCAUGAGGACAAACUCAUCUUCCUCUCUGAAAUCAAGAGGAUCUGUCACUGCUGCUUCUUCAUCUCUCUGUCUGAGAUCAAGAUCAGGACUUAACACCUGCAUAACUGCAUUCAGACCUCCAGCUGAUCAGGUGCCGUUGAUCAUUCAGCCCAUGCGUGAGUUUCACACCUCGGGCAGACUGAGAGCUUUACCUGCACCCUUGAUAUGGAUGGUGCUGAAGCCUCUACAGAAGCUUAUAGCCAUCAUACUGGGCAGGAGCAUCAGAAAAUGGUGGUUGGCCCUGCCGCCCAAUAAAAAGCAGCUGUUUCGUGAAUGGACGUGGCGUCGACGUUGGCACUUUGUGGGAGCAGGGGCAGGACUGCUGUUCUUCGUCUCCCUCUUUUUACUCACUCACCUGGAUGAAUCUCCAGUUACAGGCAGGACCCGACUGCUGGUGUUCAGCAGGGAGAACUUCAUGGAACUGGCUCAGGUCACUGCGGAAGCGUAUAUGGAGGAGUUUAAGGAUUCUCUGAUCGCUCCAUCGGAUCCCAGGCAUCAGGUGGUGGAGCAAGCGGUUCGGAUUCUGGCCGAGAGAAACCAGGACAUUGCUGAGAUUUCCUCUGUCCCCUGGACGGUCCAUGUGGUGGACGGCCCCACAAUCAAUGCGUUUGUUUUGCCUAAUGGAAAUGUCUUCAUCUUCACAGGAAUGCUGGAGGCUGUAGCAGACAUCCAUCAGCUGGUAUUUAUACUGGGACAUGAGAUGGCUCACGCUCUGAUUGGUCAUGCAGUAAGUCCCGCCCACACUGUCAAACUGCUGCACAGAAACGCCCGAAUGGACAUUAUUUUUGUCAUUUUAUCAGAAUCUAUUUUAACCCAAUAA